AUGGACAUUUUCAACACCCAAGACUACAACAGAAAUGAGCCUAAUGACUCGGAUUCGGAGUCAGAAGCUCCCUUCGAAACCUCUUCGGAUUCUUCAACAGAUACCAACUCAAAUUCUCCGAGUGGUGUUAUGCCACAAACUCCAUUCAGCAUUAGCUCUGAAAGCACACUGUACGAAAUAGAAGAAGAACAUUUACUUGAGCAUCCUAGUGCCUCCAGCAUUCAGCCCAAGGUUAGAGAAGUUCUCAAGUACCUUGACUCAAAAAACUUCAAGAUAAUUGACUUUCUUGAUGGCUUAAGCUGGGGCGACAUGGCAUGCACUCAAGAUCCCAAAAUCCGAACAGAAAGAAGUCUUUUAUUGAACUCUCCAAAGCUUGGUGAUAUUCUCCAUAGGUGGUGCUGUCCUCCAAGACCGGCAGGCUCUAGCAAAGCUCGUCCUAAAGGAGCCUUUCCAACUAUGCAUGAAUUUGCAGUUGGUCAUAUUGGUAAGGAGGUUGAUCAAGAGCUCGAACAAAUUUCAGCUCUUUUAAAAUCACCAACAGCCAUAGAUGUUGAGGAAAAUACUCUUACAAACACCAGCUUUGAGAAGAUUGCAGCUGAAAUGGAGAAAAGUAUGCCUACUCUAUGGAAGCUGCUUGACAUCUUUCUUUAUCGUAACUCGCAAAGAAAACGGAAUCAAACAAAAACAUCAUCGGAAAAGAUUAAAGUCAUUUUUAUAUCGGUUCUUUCGUAUUCUCGCUCCCAUCACCGCAACCGAUUUCAAAAGCUCCUCGCAAUAUAUCUGAAGUUUAAAGGCAUAUCAGCAAAAGGAUUUGAUACGCUCCAUGCCAUGGGACUUACCAUGAGUCACAAAUGGACUUGUGAUGUUGUCGAGCGAAUAUCCACCAAUUGCAUGAAGGAAGUGCAGGAAUUAAUCAAUAAUGUUCCGUCACUUCUUUCAUAUGAUAACUUACAACUUGCACUUCGAGUUUUUUCGCAACGUCUAGACCACCAAGGUGAAUUCGGAAACGGAACCGCUGCAACUGUCUAUUUCAAGCGCGACGCAAGAAUGUUUACGGAAAUCACCAAUAAAAACCUUCAAAAACAUAGAGCUCAGGGCCAAAAAAAUCCUCUUACUGCUCUCGACAUUCUUCUGCUAGGGCAGUCAUCAGCAAACUGUCUACAAGAAUUUGCAAUACAUUAUAUCCUGCGCUUCCUCCUCGACUCACCGGAAUUCAAUAUCAAACUUUAUGGUGCUCGGAAUAGUCCAUUAUUUAACGCCCCACCACCAGUUGAUGCGCUGCCUUGUGGUCCAGCACACCGUACCUUGCAGUAUCUGUUAGGUACAGUUAAUAUUCCCAAAGCAAGUUACGAAGAUAAUGAGAGGCUCGUACGGGAAUGGAUUAGCCAGCUUGGGUGGAACACAUUAGAGGAACAUCAAAAAACUGGUCAGCAACGGCUUAUGGUAUGGUGCGGAGAUCAGCUUACAGUUGACCGGCUUCGAGGAUUGUUCAAAUUUCAUGCCGAAGACAACAAUAGCUUUGAAAGACUUGAUUUUUCAAUAUUUGUCUUUGGUUGGCUGCACUGUCAAAUGGCCUUCGCAAACUCGCUAUACAAACAAUAUUUCGGAACUACCCAGGGACGCGGAUUGCACCAGGCCUUUGUUCUUCUUCAGAAAAAAGGCUUAUCAAAACUGCAAACAAAAGGCCCAUUCCAUCAUGAUCUUCAAGAAACACUUUACGAAGUAGCAGAAGCUCACUUUCUCGAGGAUUGGUUGGAAGUUACCAAAGCACGGAAUAUAGCAGAGCUUCGGAAUUACACACCUUUGGAGCUGGUUACCCAUGCAAAACAUAUUCUGGUUCACCGUGCAUCAAGCCAAGCUCUAAAUGCCAUGGAGCACAGAAAGGAAGAAGAUCGCGAUGAACAGUUGCAGCAAAUCAUCAUGUGGAAUUGUGACAUACUUCAGUACAUUAUUCUUGACCAUGCAAUCUCAUCCGGUGAUGUGGGAUUAAUUGAACAUAUGCUUCCAUACCUAUUUUUCCAAUUUCAUGGUGGCGGAAAUGGAAAAUAUGCAACGGAGAUCAUUGAACUUCUCCAAGGAUUACACCGUGAAUGGCCACCUGAGGUCUGUGAUUUUGUGCGACAUCAUUGCUGGGUAAUCAACACCACAGGAAAGCCAAAUAUGUUCUGUGCUGUCGACAAAGCUCAGGAACAUAAUAUCAAAGAUAUGAAGGUGACAUACCGGUCUGAAGGGCCAAAUAUCAAAUGGGAAUACUUCAAAAAACUUCAUCCCGCUAUCCAUAUCAUCCGGCUUGUGACUGACCAUAUUGAAAAAGAAUUUGGAACCCUAGCACGGGCUCGUAUCAAGAAUCAGGGUAUCACAAAUAUCAUUGAGGCCGAAAAAUAG
Molecule: messenger RNA, 2385 nt
Organism: Psilocybe cubensis
Lineage: Eukaryota; Fungi; Basidiomycota; Agaricomycetes; Agaricales; Agrocybaceae
Exons: 4
Coding region: 1-2385 (794 amino acids)
Source: RefSeq, a predicted model, not a curated record